AUGUCAUAUGUCUAUCAAAGCGAGGGCGUUGUGUCGGAGGAAGGUGCAAAUCCGUUUCUCGAGCACCUUCCCUCUGAUACGCCCGUCUAUCGUUACGACCGACAGUGCGCUAUUGAGAGCCUCCUUCCUCCGUAUUCGGUCGAGGAUCGCUUUAUCGUCUUGAAGGACUUCCCGCUAGAGACACUAACCGAACGCGAGGAACAAUUACCACAACGCUGUGACUAUUCGCCACCACUUCAGAUUCUUAUCAUCACAAUGUCUGGUCAACCGCAUGAAGAAGCGGCCAGCAGUUUCGAGAUGAUGAUUGGGACCCUCGCCGAAGAGAUGAAAGUCUGGAGACGGGUUGCAGGCUGCGGAACCACUCGAAUCGAUACCCCUGACCGAAGAAAGCAGGCAGACCGGUCGUGGAAGCCAGCCCGCCAAGGGAGGAAAUUUCCAACGGUAGCAUUGGAAGUCGGCUUUUCCGAGACAACUGCAAAACUGGAAAAGGAUAUCGCUUGGUGGAUCAACGAAUCAAAAGGCGAAGUGAGAAUGGGGGUCACGGUCGACAUCAAAAGAAGAUCCGGCUGCAUUGAAAUCAAAUCCUGGACCCCAGCAUUCGAGCCAUCACUACACCGUGACUAUGUCACAGCAAGCGGCCGCCACGUCGUCAAAAGACACGCCGAUGAUCUCCCACUACCUCAUAUCGCCCAGAGAGUUCUCUUCAAGAGAGGCAGAGAUAGCUCCGGUCAUACGAUUGAAGGGGAGGGCCUAACCAUACCAUUCCAUACUCUCCUAUUGGAUGAACCAGGAGAAGGCGAGAGGAACUUCGUGUUGACAGCUGAAAUGCUGUUGCAGAAGUUGGCAGAGCGUGUCUGGGAUGCGAUCGACGACGCUGAAAUGAUCCAGGCCAAAGAGAGAGACUAG
Molecule: messenger RNA, 906 nt
Organism: Penicillium egyptiacum
Lineage: Eukaryota; Fungi; Ascomycota; Eurotiomycetes; Eurotiales; Aspergillaceae
Source: the annotation of a GenBank genome assembly